UACAACCCAAUAAUUUAAUAUAUAAUUAAAUGUGUCAAGAGCAAUGACAGGAGGGGAGACUAGAAUUAAAAUGUCAAGAUGGCUGGCGUAAACGUUCUUCACAAAAAAGCUGAGGAAAUUUUCAAUAAAAGAUUCAAGCUAAAAUCAAAAAAUGAAAGAUAUUUUCUUCCAGAUAUAAGCAGUAUAUUUUCAACAACAUCAAUCAUCAUUGAACCAUUAAAUAGCAUCAAAGAGGACUUAAAUAACACAAAAAACUUGCUAAACGAUAAAGAUAUUGUGAAAUGGAGAAGCCACACAAGAAGAACAAAUCCAUGUGGUUUGGUAGUAAAAUAUUUACGUGAUUCAAUAAAACCUGAGCUCUGCACUCAAGCAUGGGCGAAAUUCCAUGAAAUCGUUUCAUCGUGUAACAUAAUUCCACAGAUUUGUCUAGAAAACAAGAAGUUAAUUAGUCUUCACCUCUGUGAAGCUCCGGGAGCGUUUAUUACCAGUUUGAAUCAUUAUAUACAGUCCAAAUACCCUGACAUGUCUUGGAAAUGGCUUGCAACAACUCUCAAUCCUUUCUAUGAAGGCAAUAAUACAAAGCAAAUGAUUUCAGGUGAAAAAUUUAUCAUUGAAACCUUAGAUCAUUGGAGUUUUGGAAAAAGACAAGAUGGUGAUCUCAUGGAGUUGAGUAAUCUGGAAUGCCUGAUUCAAGCAUUGUCAGGCCCUGGAAAAGCACAUCUUGUAACGGCAGAUGGUAGCAUAAAUUGUGCAGACGAACCAGAUAAACAAGAACUUAUCGUUGUUCAAUUGUUGUAUUGUGAGGUAGUUGCAGGACUCAUGAAUCUGGCCAAGGGAGGAAGUUUUGUGGUGAAAAUGUUCACUAUGUUUGAGCAUCAAACUAUUUCUAUUCUCUCUCUUUUGUCGUGUUUCUUUCAAGAUAUUGAAAUAAUUAAACCAGGAACAAGUAAACCAGGAAACUCUGAAGUCUAUUGUGUUUGUACAUUAUUUUAUGGUCAAGAGUUCAUUCCUUGUGACCUAAUGAGAAUACUGCAGUCACAAUAUCUUUCUACAAGACCUGAAAAUACAUUACUUCCUUACGAAUCUAUACCAAAGUGCUUUGUGGACAAGAUUGUUGAAUGUGCCCAUAUGUUCUCGGACUUUCAAAAAACUGCAAUAAAUAAGAACUUAGAACUGUUCGACAAUUUCACAAAAGGAAAAUGGAAAUUCUUAACAAAACUACGAAAUUAUCUUGCGAAGGAUUAUGUUGCAAGAUUUCAUGUUGUAAAGAUUUCACAAGAGUUCUUUAUAGUGUCUCAUACGUACCUGAAUGGAAUGCAGCUGAGCUAUUGGCCUGAAGGCUCAAAUGACAGUUAUCAUAACUCAGUUAGUCAUCAUACAGGAUCAUACAGUGAAAGAGUUGCAGCAUCACAAAUGAAAUGGUAUCAAAGAGUUAUUGCAACAUCAUAUCACUCAUAUAAUGUAGAAUCUUUGGUGAAUGAAAUAAUUAACUCAGUCUCUUCUGUUUCCUGGUUGGAACCAUCACGUGAGGAGAUUGCCACUGAUGAUAUACAAAACUGGAAUGUUAUAUAUGGUAAAACAAUUGAAGAAGUUUGUAGCUCAAGAUUUUGUCCAGCGUCAUUGAUAGAUGAGUUCAAGGAAGCCAAAUGUAAUGCUAAAAUAUUGAACACUAAAGAAGGACAAGAUUUUGUUGAAAAACUUUGCAUAUACACAGAAGAAAAGUGCCAGAAAGACCAGUUAAAUAAUCCUUUCAAUGUUCUUCAUGUUCUACAUUUAACUGGUGUGAUGAAUGAUGGAUUGUUUUAUUUAUUGGACAUUACAGGAAAUGGUCGUUUUCUCUCUACACUGUUGAUUAAUGACCAUUGUUUACUAUCACAGCCAUGUCUAGCUUUGUUACAUGAAAAUUGUGCAGUUGAUGUUCGAUUGAUGUUAGAACGAAAGAGAGUGUCAACAAAGACAUGUUUUAAUCAUGGAGAUGAAGAAAUGAAGAAGAUUAAAAGUUUGAUUGAAACUACAAGAACCAUGGAGACAAGUGAAAGUUACAAAGUGUUAGGUACCAGCGGUAGUAAGGAGGAUUUCUCAGCUGAACUUAUUGAAAGAAAAAGCAAAACAUCUUCAUCAAAAUAUGGAGUUAUCUUUGGUUCUGUAUUCAACCAUUCUUCAAGUGAUCAUGAUGAUGAAUUGUCAACAAAGAUGAUGCUUAUCAAUCAAUGUUGUAUUUCACUACAACUUCUUCAACAACAUGAUUGGUUUGUUCUAGAAAUUUCAGAUACUCUUACACAAUUUACUGUUGGAGUCAUUUACCUCCUCCAACAUCUCUUUCUUCAUUUAACACUUGUGUCACCAGCAUUAAGCACCAAGUCUAAACAGUUCCUUGUUUGUAGAGACUUUAUCAUGUCACCGCAAUCUGCUAUCGUUCUUGGAUAUUUUAAUGAGAUUUUGUGGAAACUAAAGGUUAAACCAUCAGGAGAAGACAUUUACAGUGUUGUGCCCAUUAAGAAUCUGUUUGGUGAGAAAUUUUUUAAAUACUUUCAAACACAUGCGACAGCUAGUUUGAAAAUGAAACUAGAGUGGAUCAUUAAACUAGAACAAUACUUUAUAGACCUAAGCAAUGAAUGAUUGUAUUGCUAGAUGAUAGACAGUCAAUGCUAAACUUAUUAAAAAUGGUUGUAUAAUUUAACACCUAAUGCUAUAAAUUGUUCAUGUAUAUAUUAUUUAAGUGAAUUAUGAAUGUUUACUGAUAUUUCAAGUUA
Molecule: messenger RNA, 2753 nt
Organism: Xenia sp. Carnegie-2017
Lineage: Eukaryota; Metazoa; Cnidaria; Anthozoa; Malacalcyonacea; Xeniidae
Product: cap-specific mRNA (nucleoside-2'-O-)-methyltransferase 2-like
Exons: 4
Coding region: 79-2619 (846 amino acids)
Biological process (GO): 7-methylguanosine mRNA capping
Cellular component (GO): nucleus; cytoplasm
Molecular function (GO): methyltransferase cap1 activity
Source: RefSeq, a predicted model, not a curated record